ACAGAUAGAUGAAAGCUCCUCCCCCCAGUACAAAGACUCAUUCGACAGGAACCAUGAAGACAGUUACUCCUGUUCUGUAAAAGGUCAUGAGGAUCUCCACUCUCCUUCAGUGUGUCUUGUAAGUCAGACCUGCAACAGAGUUACUUACACCAAGAGGAGAAUCUGUGUCUUGAAGGGCUCAUCAGUGGACAUAUCCUGUACUUUUGCUGGUCAAUAUCCUGUCACAACAUCACUGUGGUUUAGUCCUAAACAGAGUGGUAGGUGGAGGGAUACGUUGAUCCCUGAGGACCUAACCACAGACCCAGGGUAUGCAGGUCGGGUGGAGUAUCCUGACCAAGGGCGUAGAAGAUACAGCGGUACAUCCACCCUGAGAAUCACAGACUUGAGAGAGGAGGACUCAGCUGAGUAUCGAUUCACUUUUAAAACAGACUACUUUGAAUGGGGUCAUAGUCUCCCUGGAACUACUCUGACUGUCACAGAUAUACAGGUGAAAGUGACUCCUGCUACAGUGACUGAGGGACAGAAUGUAACACUGACCUGUAUCACAUCCUGUCCUCUGACUGGUAACACCACCUACAUCUGGUACAAGAACGGACUACUGAUAGAUGAGAGCUCCUCCCCCCAGUACAAAGACUCAGUCACCAGUAACUAUAGAGACAGUUACUCCUGUUCUGUUAAAGGUCAUGAGGAUCUCCACUCUCCUACAGUGUGUGUUCAGGAUCAGUACUGUAACAGAGUGAUUUACACCAUGAGGAGAAUCUGUGUCUUGAAGGGGUCAUCAGUGGACAUAUCCUGUACUUAUGUUGGUCGUUAUUAUGUCACAUCACCACUGUGGUUUAGUCCUAAACAGAGUGGUAGGUGGAGGGAUAAGUUGAUCCCUGAGGACAUAUCCACAGACCCAGGGUAUGCAGGUCGGGUGGAGUAUCCUGACCAAGAGAGUAGAAGAUCAAGAGGUCCCUUCACCCUGAGAAUCACAGAUCUGAGAGAGGAGGACUCAGCUGAGUAUCGCUUCACUUUUAAAACAGACAACUUUGAAUGGGGUCAUAGUUUCCCUGGAACUACUCUGACUGUCACAGAUAUACAGGUGAAAGUGACUCCUGCUACAGUGACUGAGGGACAGAAUGUAACACUGACCUGUAUCACAUCCUGUCCUCUGACUGGUAACACCACCUACAUCUGGUACAAGAACGGACAACAGAUAGAUGAGAGCUCCUCCCCCCAGUACAAAGACUCAGUCACCAGUAACUAUGAUGACAGUUACUCCUGUUCUGUUAAAGGUCAUGAGGAUCUCCACUCUUCUACAGUGUGCGUUCAGGGUCAGACCUGUAGAAGAGUGACUUACAACAAGAGGAGAAUCUGUGUCUUGAAGGGGUCAUCAGUGGACAUAUCCUGUACUUAUGUUGGUGGUAAUUCUGUCACAUCAUCACUGUGGUUUAGUCCUAAACAAAGUGGUUGGUGGAGGGAUGAGUUGAUCCCUGAGGACCUAACCACAGACCCAGAGUAUGCAGGUCGGGUGGAGUUUUCUGACCAAGAGAGUAGAAGAUUCAGCGGUACCUCCAUCCUGAGAAUCACAGAUCUGAGAGAUGAGGACUCAGCUGAGUAUCGCUUCACUUUUAAAACAAACACAUUUGAUUUGGGUCAUGGAUUCCCUGGAACAACUCUGACUGUCACAGGUCUUCAGGUGGAGGUGAGUCCUGAAGGGUGGUCAUACUGGAAGACACUGACCUGUAUCACAUCCUGUCAUCUGACUGGUAACCCCACCUACAUCUGGUACAAGAACGGACUACAGAUAGAUGAGAGCUCCUUCCCCCAGUACAAAGACCCAGUGCCCUUUAACUUUGAAGACAGUUACUCCUGUUCUGUUAAAGGUCAUGAGGAUCUCCAAUCUCCUACAGUGUGUGUUAUGGGUCAGUACUGUAACAGAGUGAUUUACACCCAGAGGAGAAUUUGUGUCUUGAAGGGGUCAUCAGUGGACAUAUCCUGUACUUAUGUUGGUCGUAACAAUGUCACAUCACCACUGUGGUUUAGUCCUAAACAGAGUGGUAGGUGGAGGGAUAAGUUGAUCCCUGAGGACCUAAUCACAGACCCAAGGUAUGCAGGUCGGGUGGAGUAUCCUGACCAAGAGAGUAGGAGAUACAGAGGUCCCUUCACCCUGAGAAUCACAGAUCUGAGAGAAGAGGACUCAGCUGAGUAUCGCUUCACAUUUAAAACAUACAACGUAGAAUGGAGUCAUAGCCUCCCUGGAACCACUCUGACUGUCACAGAUGUACAGGUGAAGAUGAGUCCUGCUACAGUGACUAAGGGACAAAAUGUAACACUCACCUGUAUCACAUCCUGUCCUCUGACUGGUAACACCACCUACAUCUGGUACAAGAAGACUGUAACCUCACCAAAAGCAUCAGGACAGAGUUACAGCAUCACUAAUAUCACAUCUGAGGACAGUGGAGAAUAUUAUUGUGAGGUCAGGAAUGGGAGAGGAUCUAAGAACUCUUCAGUUCUGAUGGUCAAUGUUGCAGGGACUAGAUCUGUAGGAAUCAAAAUUGUUGUUCUGGUUCUCAUUCUCUGUCUCUCUGGAUUCAUUUGGUUCAGGAGGAAGAAUGCUUCCAUAUCCACCUCGUCUGACAACAGAAGCACCAGAGACACUGAAGACAAGGAACAGAGUGUCCAUCCUGAUCCUAACAGUGACAUGUACACAACUCUGAACAUGAGGAACAGAUCCCCUGAAUAUGAUACUCUGGAUAGUGUCCAUCCUGAUACUAACAGUGACAUGUACUCAUCUCUGAACAUGAGGACCAGGUCACCUGACUAUGACACCCUGGUAAAUGCGAGACUCCUCUGUGACACAAACACCCAGAUACACACUGAGACUUCUGUUUACGAGAACUGUAGAGAACCACCACAGAACCUGGACUGAAGAGAACCACAACAGAACCUGGACUGAAGUGAACCACCACAGAACUGGCAUCAUAUUCAACGCUAGUUUUAACAUCUCUAUUCAAUUUCAAUAAUUAUCCUACCCUAUAUUGAAAAUGUCCAGAUGAUAAGCUUGACUUAAAUGUGGAGGUGAUGAUAAUGAUGUAUAUUUUGAUUUUAACUGCGCGAGAGGUUAAGAGCAUGGUUUGGCCUACUGAUUACUGAUGAUAUGAGACUUUUGGUAACAGGAGGUAAUGAUGGAGAUGACCUUCAUGUAGGUUCUGAUGGUGCCAAGUACUUAUAUGUCAUGAAUCAGAGUGAGAAUAACCAUGCUGUGUGAGGUUAUAAGCACUGUCCAAAGUUUUUCCUCAUUGUGUGCAUUUAAGUGGUUUGCAAGUGGUUUGCAACUAACGUACACAUAGAAACACCACAUAUUCCACCAGAUGCAGAAUUAACACAUAGUUACACAAUUGUUCUCUUGUGAUGUGCUUGUUGGUACAGCAAAUGAAAAACUGUCUCAUGUCAUCGCUCGUGUAAAUUGGUUUCAAAAACAUGCAAAUCAAUAUAAUUUCAAGCCCCCAGUAUAGGUUUGGGGUACAGUGCUGGAAUCAGGAUCAGAGGGCCAGUUUAUUCCAGUUCAGUGGUCAGGGGCCCCAUUUAUUCCUGUUCAGGGGUCAGAGGCCCAGCUUAUUCCAGUUCAAAGCGCAUA
Molecule: messenger RNA, 3622 nt
Organism: Esox lucius (northern pike)
Lineage: Eukaryota; Metazoa; Chordata; Actinopteri; Esociformes; Esocidae
Product: sialoadhesin-like
Exons: 14
Coding region: 749-2914 (721 amino acids)
Source: RefSeq, a predicted model, not a curated record